UAAGCCAAGUGAUAGGGGGAGGGAGUAGAGGCCGAGGCAAGCGGGAGUAGUAGAAUGACAAGAACAAGAGUAUUGACCAAGGAAACAAACAAACAAACAUCCAUCCAUCCAUGCAUACUCCUAGAAUAGUAAUUUCAUUUUUUUUUCUGCCGAAGACGAAAUGAAGAGAAGUGAUGGUAUGGAGUUGUGUUGCAGUAUUCUUGAUGAGGGAGUGAGGGAGUAAGUUGCAGAGGUGAGCCAGGCGAGUUACUUGAUUGGGUAAUGCACACGUUUUUCCAGCCUGUGAAGUUUCGCCUCGAGCUUUUUGCCCGCCAGUUUCCACCCUUUCACUUUCAAACUGCUCUCUGCUCUUCUUCUCUCCUCUCCUCCUCCCAAACACCGCUUUCUCCCCCUCUCCGUCCACCUUCCCUCCCGAUACCUUCACCCUGUUCCUGCAGCCUCCUGCUCCGUCACCAUUCCAAUCACUGCCUGAUAAUCGUUUCAACUAUUAUCCCCGAGAAGAGUUCUCCCUGGAGAAAUUUUCAAAACUGUUGUGGUGCCCCUCAUCCGCUGCCGCGUUGCUUGAUUCUUGACCGAUUGAAGCUCCCUCCCUCCUCCGCCUUUUCGGCCUUGCCACUGGCAAGCGGCCUUCCCUCUUGGCUCGUUCGGCCACACAACUUGUCGCAUCUACUAUUCCCAGAUCCCUCUUCCAGCCUUAGCACAACUACUUGACUCAUAUCUCCUGCUGUGCUCCUCCAUCCUUAUCGUCUUCUCCACUAUCUCUCUUCAUUAUCAUCAUCAUCAUCAAAUCCCCCUCCCUCCGUCGGCAACCAAUGAGAUCGUUGUAAACGCAACCCACC
Molecule: messenger RNA, 839 nt
Organism: Aspergillus homomorphus CBS 101889
Lineage: Eukaryota; Fungi; Ascomycota; Eurotiomycetes; Eurotiales; Aspergillaceae
Exons: 1
Coding region: 262-711 (149 amino acids)
Source: RefSeq, a predicted model, not a curated record